UGCUUUUAUCUAUCGGAAACUAAUCCCUCGAAUGCGACAAUCCAUAUCGCUGUCACUCUGUUCAGUCGGCGACACCGACCUGACCGGAAUUCACGCAUUAUACGAAAAAACAAACACCAUGUCACCAUUUUUUCUGAUCGACCUCGCUCUAGUUAUCGGUUUUGUGCACUGUGAUAGACAGCAAUAUUUCGAGGAUAUGAUCAAAAGCAGAACAGAUCAUGCUUUGAAUUACAAGUUCCAGGAGGAUGCUAAGAUGUACGAAGCAACGGAUAAGGCUACUGUCACAGAUUUUGGCAUCUACGAUUUCAUCGUGAUAGGAGCCGGAGCCAGCGGAAGCGUGAUAGCGAAUCGAAUCUCCGAAAUAAAAGACUGGGAGAUUUUGCUGUUGGAAGCGGGAGAUGAUCCGGACGAUUUCGUUAUGAUUCCCAGAUAUUUCGCUGUCAAUGUUUUAACUGAUUAUAACUGGGGAUAUCAGACAACUCCUCAGAAAAAUGCUUGUUUAGGCAAUAUAAAUCAAAAAUGCAGGUUACCGACAGGCAAAGGCACCGGCGGUACCACUCUGAUAUCGGAGCUGGUUUAUUCUCGAGGAGACCCACAAAUGUACGAUAAGUGGGCGAAGUUGGUCAAAGAUCCUAGUUGGGCAUUCAAAAAUGUGCUGCCGUACUUAAAAAAAUCAGAAAAUUAUACUGGUAACGUAGAAGACGGAUUUAUAGACGAAGGUUACCAUGGAUUUGAUGGAUACUGGCAAGUGUCGAAUUUUGAGAAAUUUUAUCCACUCUCAGAGAUAUUCUUAGCCGGAAAUGUUGAUAUGGGCGUCAAGUUCACAGACUAUAAUGGCAAAGAACAGAUUGGGUCGGCUAUAUUGCAGAUAAACACGAAAAACGGUCGAAGAUGUGAUCAAUAUUCAGCAUUCAUUAAGCCCAUAAUGAAUGAACGAGACAAUCUGAAGAUCUCCAAACAAAGCUACGUCAUCAAAAUUGAAUUCAAUUCGACCAGAUAUGCAACUGCAGUGUUAUUCACGAAGAACAUGAAAAUUUACAGGGCUCGUGUGAACCACGAAGUAAUCUUAUCUGCAGGAGUGAUCGGGAGCCCCCAAUUAUUGAUGUUGAGCGGAAUCGGACCUAAAGAUCAUUUAAAACAGCAUGGAAUCGAAGUACUAGAAAAUUUGGAAGUUGGCAGCACGUUCAGAGAUCAUCUCAUGACGCAGGUAUUUUUCUCGUCAAAUUUGAGCUCGUCCGUCAACCACUCGCAAACCGAUCAAAUCAAGGAGUACUUGACCGGUCAUGGCAUUUUAACAGCCGCCAAUCCCAUAGACGUUAUCGGCGCGUACAACACUUUCAGCGGAAAAGAGUCUCAGACGUAUCCCAAUCUGCAGCUGUCCAUAUCCCAAGGUGGCAUUUCGGAGAUGACUAAGAAGCUGUUGAAUUGGAAUAAUGAGAUAUUCCAAGAAUUGUACGGGCAAACUGUUAAGAAUGCAUUCACUCUUGUUGCUUUGUUGUUGCACAGUCACUCCACAGGGUCUAUUAGACUAAAAUCAAGUAGUCCGUAUGAGUAUCCCCUAAUCGAUGGAAAUUAUUUGAGUGAUCCGAAAGGCCUGGACAUCGAAACAUUGUACCAAGGAAUCCAAAUAGCUCUGCGGUUAAUUAAAACACCAGCUUUUCAAUCGAUCAAUGCCACCUUAGCAGUACCCCAUAUUCCAGCUUGCCAACGGAUGAAGUACCUGUCGAAGGACUUUUGGUAUUGUUACAUCCGACAAGCAGUUAAAUCAGCAUUCCACCCUGUAGGUAGUUGUCUGAUGGGCGCUACUACGAACUCAGUGGUCAACAGCCAAUUCAAGGUCGGAAAAAUGAGGCACAUAAUAAUGGUCUAAGUCCACUCUUUUGAAAACUUGCGCCAUUCACAUAAAAGGUAUCAAUCUACCUAGAUCUAUCAGUAUAAAUCUAGUCUAACUCCUUGUUUCAGUCUCCGGUCAAUAGAUGGCGCCAUCAGACUCAUAUUUUGAUUUUAAUUCAAUAUACUUCACUGUAAAAAUGGUAUUAUCAUCCAUUCAGGAUAAUACUGGAACAUCUGAGGAGUUAGACCAUUAUUAUUCUAUGUGCCUCAUAAUAUAUAGUCAAAGUGUCUCUUCGAGCAUUUUUUUUUGUAAUAAAUUUUCUCCUAUUGAAGGUAUACGGCGUGAAAGGUCUGAGAGUGUGCGACGCUAGCGUAUUUCCUCUUGCCCCUUCUGGACAACCCGUCGCAAUUUGUGCCAUGAUGGCUGAGAAAUUGACAGACCUUCUCAAACAGAAGUACGGAAAGACCAGCAGAAACUGCGAUCCAUAGAAAAUGCUGUCAUAUGUAUGAUAUAAAUGAUUGUACCGUAGUCCUAAGCAGCAAAUCGCAUACUUCAUACAUUUGAGGUGUUUCUUUUCAACAUCUCUAUAAUAAAGAACGUGUUCUUAAAUUA
Molecule: messenger RNA, 2446 nt
Organism: Acanthoscelides obtectus
Lineage: Eukaryota; Metazoa; Arthropoda; Insecta; Coleoptera; Chrysomelidae
Source: the annotation of a GenBank genome assembly